Molecule: messenger RNA, 1662 nt
Organism: Caenorhabditis remanei
Lineage: Eukaryota; Metazoa; Nematoda; Chromadorea; Rhabditida; Rhabditidae
Exons: 7
Coding region: 1-1662 (553 amino acids)
Biological process (GO): transcription initiation at RNA polymerase II promoter; DNA-templated transcription
Cellular component (GO): transcription factor TFIID complex
Molecular function (GO): DNA binding; RNA polymerase II general transcription initiation factor activity
Source: RefSeq, a predicted model, not a curated record
AUGAGUCUUCCUCGAUUUCGUCUAGUACAAGGAAAAGCGCUGGGCGAACGGUCCACGCCACCAGUAGGAGCCAAUAUGACACCGGAACCGCCUCAGCCACAGAUAAAACAGGAGGUAGAAUAUAAUGCAGACACUCCGGAGCAAAGCAUUCAAAAUAUCAAGACAGAAAGCCCAGUUUCACCCCAACAACAAGUCAUGGGUGGAACUCCGCAACCCCCACUGAUGAUGAAUCAACGACCUAUACAACAAAUGCAUUAUCAACCUCAACCUCAACCUCAACAUCAACCCCAACAUCAACCACAACCUCAACAUCAACCCCAACCUCAACCUCAACCUCAACCUCAACCACCUCAGCAAUUCCCUCAAAUGAUACCUCCAAACCAGAAUCAAGCAGCUCAAAACAUAUCCGCUGAAGAGAGAAACGUUCAAAAAUGUGUUCGAUUUUUGAAAACACUAAUCAGUUUGUCGAAUAAUGUAGAUGCAGAGAUGCCAGACAAGGCGGCAAGAGUAAAAAAUUUGAUCCAGGGUGUAAUCUACAUGGAAACGACAGCUGAAGAAUUCACUCAAGAUCUUCAACAGGUCCUCAAGUCACAAGCACAACCACAUCUUCUACCAUUCCUUCAGAACACACUUCCAGCUUUGAGAAAUGCUGUGAGAAAUGGAAGUGCCAGUGUAGAAGAUGUUCAUCCCCCACCCGGAUACGUUUUCAACAAUGGACGUGUUCCACUUCCACAACUUCCUCCACAUCCACAAAUUUCACAACAAUCGCAUACACCAAUGGCAAUUCAGCAACCAAUUGGUUCCCAACAAAUAAUCAAUCGAUUGAAUGGUCCAGUUAUACAGCAGAGACCUCCACUGAACAACGGACCACCACUUCAAUCGACUCCUCAGAUUCCAGUUGUUCGUACGAUGAGUGGACAAGCAGGACCAAUGGCUCUAGGGCAAAUACCUUCUGGACCACAACAGAUGACACCGAUUCCACAACAAACUGCACCACAGACUCCUCAAAAUCUUCAGAAUUCUAUGCCCCCGUCCGGUCCGGUUCCAAUGGAAGUAGAUCCGGAGCCGGCGAGAACACGACAGUAUCCCGAAGGAUCACUGAAAUCAUCGAUUCUAAAACCAGACGAGGUUCUCAACAGGAUCACUAAACGAAUGAUGGCAUCAUGUUCUGUGGAAGAGGAGGCACUCAUUGCAAUUUCAGAUGCAGUGGAAUCACACUUGCGGGAGAUGAUAACGAUGAUGGCUGGGGUGGCAGAACAUCGUGUUGAGUCGAUGAGAAUUCCUGAUAAUUACAUGGCAAUUGAUGAUGUAAAACGACAACUUCGAUUUUUGGAAGAUUUGGAUCGACAAGAGGAGGAAAUGAGAGAAUCGAGAGAAAAAGAAUCAUUGAUCCGAAUGAGUAAAAAUAAGAAUUCUGGAAAAGAGACGAUUGAAAAAGCAAAAGAAAUGCAGAGGCAAGAUGCUGAAGCGAAACGAAAUCGUGAUGCAAAUGCAGCUGCAAUUGCAGCAUUGUCAACCAAUCGAACGGUUAAGAAUAAAUGGGAAGGAGCGUCGUCAGCAUCAACUGCACCACGCCCACGCACUGUUCGAGUAACCACUCGUGAUCUUCACCUUCUAGUCAAUCAGGAUAAUCGAUUUAAUGGGUUCGUUUACUAUCGAUGA